This is a messenger RNA of Dreissena polymorpha, 2952 nucleotides long. RefSeq names its product acetyl-CoA acetyltransferase, cytosolic-like. Lineage: Eukaryota; Metazoa; Mollusca; Bivalvia; Myida; Dreissenidae. Bases 51 to 1235 code for a protein of 394 amino acids. Gene Ontology annotation, molecular function: acetyl-CoA C-acetyltransferase activity. The transcript is spliced from 9 exons. Gene Ontology annotation, biological process: fatty acid beta-oxidation. The record is from RefSeq and is a predicted model, not a curated record.
ACGUCGUCGAUUUCACCGUUUCGACCUAUAGAAACAACAACAACGAGGAAAUGUCUGACACUGGCGUCGUAAUUGUUGCUGCUGUUCGCACCCCUAUCGGCACAUUGAAUGGCAACUUGUCCAGUUUGAAAGCUCAUGAGCUUGGAGCCAUCUGCAUCAAAGAAGUUCUACGGAGGACAGGCCUGGGUGGUGAGGUGGUGUCAGAGGUUAUCAUGGGGCAAGUCCUCACUGCAGGUGAAGGUCAAAACCCUGCUCGACAGGCUAGCGUUCUGUCCGGUGUUCCCUAUGAUGUUCCUGCCACAGGGGUGAACAUGCUGUGUGGGUCAGGGUUGAAGGCCGUUGCCAUGGGUUACCAAGCAAUAAAGGCUGGGGACUCUUCAAUAGUUGUGGCUGGAGGUCAGGAAAGCAUGAGCAGGGCAAAGCACUGCGUUCAUAUGCGGGAAGCCACCAAGUUUGGAGAUGUGUCCAUGGUUGACACCAUGAUGAAGGAUGGACUCACAGAUGCCUUCCACAACUACCCCAUGGGAAUAACAGCUGAGAAUGUAGCCAAGCAGUGGGGCGUAUCACGACAGGAACAGGACACCUUUGCCUUUGUCUCACAGCAGAAAUGUGCAGCAGCACUACAGUCGGGGUAUUUCCAGAAAGAGAUUGUACCUGUGCCUGUGAAAACUAGGACUGGCAUGCAUGAAGUAACUACAGACGAGUUUCCAAAACCAAGAACUAGUCUGGAAGGGCUGCAGAAGUUACGACCAGCCUUCAUAACAGACGGGUCAGGAACAGUAACUGCUGGCAAUGCAUCUGGCAUCAACGACGGUGCAGCCGCCGUUCUAUUAAUGAGGAGAUCGGAGGCAGUCAGUAGGGGGCUGGUUGUGAUGGGAGAGAUUGUGUCAUGGGCCCAGACUGGGGUGGACCCAGCGGUUAUGGGAACCGGACCUAUAUCUUCAGUGAACAUGGCGGUGAAGAAGGCUGGCUGGGCACUGGACAGUGUGGAGGUGUUUGAACUCAAUGAGGCGUUUGCUGCCCAGUCCCUGGCAGUGAUACGUGACCUCAACAUUCCAGCUGACAAGGUGAACGUUAACGGUGGAGGUAUUGCCCUGGGUCACCCGAUAGGGGCCAGUGGAGCCCGCAUCCUGGUGACCCUGUUACACACCAUGGAGAGGACAGGGGCAGAGAGGGGCGUGGCCUCAUUGUGUGUGGGAGGGGGCAUGGGUGUGGCCAUGUGUGUCCAGAGGUAGCCCUAAAAGUGGAUAUGACGAGGCCAGGACAGAAGUGAUUUGAGUCUUGUUCUGGAAAACUGGGCUUAGCCCAUGAGUACUAAUUAGCCUGUGCAGUGCUCACAGGCUAAUCUGGGACAACACUUUAAAGUGUUUAAGCACAGACAUAAAGCCCAGUUUUCACGGAAUGAGGCUUAUAUAUACUGUAAAACCAUUAAAUUUUGUGUGGUACGAAUUUUCGUGGAUUUCGUUGGUCCGCUGAACCACGAACCAAGUACCAACGAUGAUUUAUACAUUUUAAAUCCGAAAUCGGUCAUUUCCGAAUGUCAUUUCCGACAUUUUCUAUUGUUGUCGGUUAUCCGAGAUAUUUGUUUUUGUAAUAGUUACUUCACUUCAGUAGGCCACAUUUCACUAUAUCUAUGAGUUUAUCUUGUUUUAUUCAUCAUCGUUAACAGUUUGCAGAUUUAUCACAUAUGUCAAUUAGUGCCAAUUUAAGUUAAAAGAGACAUAACGGUUUUCACACGUGUAUUUUGGGGACCUUAUUACUCAAUUGGUACAACUAGGGGACCGAGUGCGCUGAGAAUUGCAAAUAUUGUCAAAACAACAUUGAUGGCAAUUAGCAAGCGGGGACCCACAAGUGCGCUGCUUAAUCGCUCUUAUCGACAAUUAUCGGCAACACUUGCAUGCUUCAGUGCACAUUAACCUCAAGUCUUGCUGUCAACACAGAUUAGCAGAUUAUGCUUCGUUAUUUACUGGUUGUUUUAAUAAAAGUUAAAUUAUUAUCACGGCCAGUCUUCCUCAAAAAUUUGAAAUCCAUGAAAUUACCUAUCAACGAAUUACUUGUCUUUUAUUUGAAAUCCACGAAAUUUCGUCUCAACGAAUUAGUUGCUUUUUAUUAAUCCACGAAAUUUCAUACCUACAAAUUUCUAUAUGUUUACAGUAUUCAAUAAAGUGUAGUUAAUGAGCAUAAAACAUAGUGGUUAUGGCAUGGUAUUAAAUGUGCAUUUUAUGCAUUAGGUACUAGGUGUAUUAUAAUGGUCUUGGACACAUGUGAAAGCUGACUUAUUUACUAUGAACAACAAUUCCAAAAACUGUGAUAUUCAUUUAUGUGUACUGUUUACAGAAAUUAGAUCCUACAAACAUUUAAGUGUUGUGUUCAAGUUUACAAUUGCCAUUUAUCUAACCUUUUUGCCAGAAGCCAUAAAUGAUAUAUUGUUAAUUUAUUUGUUGAAAAUUAAAUUAUAUGCCUAGUGAUAUUUAGUGGCACAAAUGGUUUGAAUCUCACCCUUAAGGUAAAUGAAUUGUUUUGUGGCUGCAAGAUCAGUGCUAUAUAUUAUCCCUUUAUGUACAAUAUCACUGCACAAGCUGCUGGGCUAAUGCACAAAUAAAGUACAUCACAUGUUCACAUACGGUAUUUGGUGCAUAAUUUCACUAUCAAGAUGAAAUUUCAUGUAUACUUGUAAUUUACAUUUUCCAAAGUGAACUAUUAAUUACUUCUGUUCAAGUUGGUGCAGUUAUUGCAUAAACUAUAAUAUUUGUUUACUUUUUUGUAGAUGCUGAAUUACUCCUUGAAUCUUUGUAUAUAUGUAUAUCAUUGAUAGUGUCAACAUUUUCUAUUUUGAAUACAUUAAGAUACUAAAACAUGAUCAUUAACGUUUAUUAUUUAUGUUUUAAAUCUUUAUGCUUUGUUAUUAGAAAUUCAAUAAAUGCGAUGUCUUGCGACAUAAGCUUCUUCUUC